Messenger RNA from Camellia sinensis, 844 nucleotides. The record is from RefSeq and is a predicted model, not a curated record. Lineage: Eukaryota; Viridiplantae; Streptophyta; Magnoliopsida; Ericales; Theaceae.
CACAAACAAAUGGGAGAAGCCUUUCAUUUCAACUACAACGAUGUUGAUACUUCUACUCCUCCUCUUCACCUUCCUCAGCCCUAGUUUCACCUUUGUCGACUCCUUCAAUUUCUCAUUCCCUUCCUUCAACUCCGGAAGCUGCACCAAUGGCGGCAACUUGAUUUGCAGUGUCUCCGCCACUGCAAGCAAUGGGACUUUGAACGUGAAGUCGGAUCACCAACAACAACAGCCGAGAGAUCCACCGCCGAUAAACCAGAUCGGACGGGUGUUGUAUAAAUAUCCGGUGAUCGGAUGGCCGGCGUCUAUACGCACCACUUUCAGUAUUAGGAUACUGACUGACUGACCCCAAGGAUUUGGUGAUGGAAUGGCGUUUGUUCUGGUUCAGGAUCGUGCACCCUCUCCUCCCAACAGCUUUGGCUGUUUUCUUGGUAUCUUUGAUCAGUCUACUCAAGGUGUAGUUCAUCAACUUGCAAUAGAGUUCGACACGUACAAGAAUGAAUUCGACCCGGAUGAUAACCACAUCGCAAUUGACACCGUAAGCGUACAAAGCCCGGUUGCGGUGAAGAGCCUCAACAGCACCGGAAUAAAUCUCAAGACGGGUAGAGAAAUAACGGUUCGGGUCGAAUAUAAUGGGUGGACCAAGAAUCUUCAGAUUUUUGUCGGGUAUAAUGGGGAUCCACUAGUGAGCUUUCUCAAUCAUACAAUGAAGUUGCGGCAUACAGUUCCUAGCCCUGUUUACGUGGGCUUCACAGCCGCCACAGCCCUAGUUUCACCUUUGUCGACUCCUUCAAUUUCUCAUUCCCUUCCUUCAACUCCGGAAGCUGCACCAAUGGCGGCAACUUGA